GGUAGCAUACUUUUUGUGCGAAUUCGAUUACGUUUAUUCUGUUCCGUUCAUUCCAAUUUUGUUAUAGAGUGUGGUAGGUCGACUAAAGAAGUUCGGAGGCUAGAAAUUUGUGAAGUUAACAAAAAUUAUAUGUGAAGAAUUCAAAACAAGUUGAAUAAAUCUUUAACAACUAAUAUAUAUGAAUCAGUAAAGUAGUGAUGGCAAAAAGUACAAAAUAAUAAUUACAUAAGCGAAUAAUAAAGAAAAGCACAAAACAAACUGGAAAAAAUGAAAAGAUAAUUUUAAUUUGAAACAAAAUUAAAAGUUGGAAAAAAAACGAAGUCAUAAAAUAAAAUAAAACGGAUCAGCUGUCUAUCUCGCUUAGUGUUAUUUCAUCAUCUUUUUGAGUAGACACACAUGAGAAGUACGGUGUGUACCAUUGAAAAGCAACGGAAAAAUUAGAAAUUUGAAAAAGAAAAAUAUAUAUAAGAAUAGCAACAAUUUAUACCAGAGGAAGAUGUACAGCGCGUCUACGAGUGGAAUAAACAUUAAAAAUUCUAACGAAUUUUUAGAACACAAAAACAAAGAAUCUAGUUGCAAUUCCGAAAAUUUAGCCAAAGAAAUUUGUACUAAAAUUAAGGGAUUUCUUUGAUUACAAUUUUAAAUAGCAUCACCACCAUAUAUAAUAUAUUUUUGCUUCUAAGACCAAAGAAUUUAAUUUAGUAGCAGUUAUAGUUUUUGGUAUGUCAAUCAACAAACAAAAAUAUCAACAAAAAUUACGCGCACAAAUGUACGAAGUAAAUUUUUGAUCAUAAAAUUGUUAAUAACAAUAAUACAAAAUAAAUUACCAGGAUAAUUAGCAAAAACAUUAUCCGGAAAUAAGGAAAUACACACUAUAAAGUGAUAUCUCGUCUACUCAAAAAUAAAAUUCACACACAGCACUUAUUAAGCUUAAAAGAGCUAAGGAGCAAGCAUUUCCGCUAUUUAUUUUUAUACGUAUUUUGAAAAUUAUUUUAUAUAAGAAGUUACAAAUUAAAAAAUUCAAAAAUGCCUUCAAUCAAUUCAAAAACAAUAACACCGAAAGGUCUAGGCAAAUAUAAUGUCUUCUCACAUGUCAAAUAUGAGCAUUUAGUAGCAGGCAUAUCUGGAGGUGUUACAUCAACUCUGGUUCUACAUCCAUUGGACUUAAUAAAAAUUCGUUUUGCUGUUAAUGAUGGCCGUACGGCAGCAGUACCACAAUAUCGCGGUUUGGGUAGUGCCUUUAGCACAAUAUUUCGGCAAGAGGGUUUCCGUGGUCUAUACAGAGGUGUAACACCAAAUGUCUGGGGUUCGGGCUCAUCAUGGGGUUUAUAUUUUAUGUUUUACAAUACUAUCAAGACCUUCGUGCAGGGUGGUAAUACCACACAACCACUUGGUCCGACAAUGCAUAUGUUAAUAGCAGCUGAAUCAGGUGUACUUACACUUCUACUGACAAAUCCCAUUUGGGUUGUAAAGACACGUUUAUGCCUACAGUAUGGUGGAGAAAAUGUUGCAGCUGGCAGUAAGUCCGCAGUGGAGUAUCGUGGCAUGGUGCAUGGUUUGUCACACAUCUAUAGAGAGGAAGGUGUACGCGGUUUAUAUAGAGGCUUUGUUCCCGGCAUGUUUGGUGUUUCUCAUGGAGCACUACAAUUUAUGGUCUAUGAAGAGUUGAAAAAUAAUUACAAUGAAUAUAGAAAAUUACCAAUUGAUACGAAAUUAGCUACAUCAGACUAUUUGGCAUUUGCUGCUAUCUCGAAGCUGAUUGCUGCUGCUACCACAUAUCCAUAUCAAGUAAUCCGUGCGCGUUUACAGGACCAUCACCACAGCUACACAGGCACCUGGGAUUGUAUUAAGCAAACUUGGAGAUACGAGGGUCUAAAAGGCUUUUACAAGGGUGUAAAACCAAGUAUGAUACGUGUUGUACCAGCUUGUAUGAUGACAUUUGUAGUUUAUGAAAAUGUGUCCGCACAUCUAUUGAAAAGACCUCCAAAGGAAGAACUAAAAUAAUAGUCAACGUUGUGAAUAAAGUAGAAGAAAUAUAACUAAUAGAAAAAGCAAAAGUAUAUGCUUUCACAAAAAGCUGAAUUAAUGCCAAAUAACUAUAACUAUGAAAUAAAGUACAAUAUAUGUUAAUAUCAAAUAAAAUACGCCUCCGAUGAUAGUUGUAUCUACAGCAAACCACUACUUAGAAACGAUGAUCAAAACCAAAAUACUGAUUUCGUGUGGAGAUAUCAUCAGAUGGCACUGCUGAUGAUUAUCUCUAUUUUGUGCUAUGAAAUAAUAUUAAAAUAAUUGCAUGUUUUUGUUAUAUAUUGAAAGUGUGAAUGAAUGUUUAUUAUGACUAAAAAUAUAUUUUUUAAGAUAUACUGAUAAGAUUUGUCUGCAAUUGCUGAGCGAUGCACAAAAUAAAAAAUGUAUUAAUUAGGCUUGUUAAAUUUGG
This is a messenger RNA of Teleopsis dalmanni, 2437 nucleotides long. Its product is annotated as mitochondrial folate transporter/carrier. Lineage: Eukaryota; Metazoa; Arthropoda; Insecta; Diptera; Diopsidae. Gene Ontology annotation, molecular function: folic acid transmembrane transporter activity; FAD transmembrane transporter activity. The transcript has 6 exons. The record is from RefSeq and is a predicted model, not a curated record. Gene Ontology annotation, cellular component: mitochondrion. Gene Ontology annotation, biological process: folate import into mitochondrion; nucleotide transport. Bases 1027 to 2004 code for a protein of 325 amino acids.